Messenger RNA from Cladophialophora immunda, 2646 nucleotides. RefSeq lists its product as uncharacterized. The coding region runs from base 313 to 2217 and encodes 634 amino acids. The record is from RefSeq and is a predicted model, not a curated record. Lineage: Eukaryota; Fungi; Ascomycota; Eurotiomycetes; Chaetothyriales; Herpotrichiellaceae. The transcript has a single exon.
CCUUGUUCCUGCUCAGUCAUCUCUGAUCAGGCCAUGUUCUUGUACAUACAACUCAAUCGAGAGCCCAAACCCCCAUGAUGCCACACUCGCUCCCCUCAAGUUGAUCGACAUCCCCAUCGCUAUCAGUUGCCACAAAGCUGCGACCCAGCUGUACAACCCCACAAUCCGUUGCCACGCUACGGCAUCUGGGUCCUGAUCCUGAUCCUGACCCUGACCCUGACCCUGAUCUGAUCCUCAUUGACCUCCCGGAUGCAACUUUCUUGUGCCUCCGACAGCUCGCUGUCCUCCCGUCGAUAACGCCCACCUCUAGCCAUGAAAGACACUCUGCGCAAGAAGGCCGCCAAAACCAGUUCAGGCAGCGAGUUCGACGUGGCUUCGCAGCUGGAUGUCACCUCUCAGUCCAGUGAAUCCGUCUCGCCAAAUCCAUGGGCUAGUGAGGCCUCUUCCACCCUGAACGGUGAAGACAUUUCCCGCCAGAUAUCCAAGGCUUCUAGGACUCCGGACACCACGUCUCCCAUACGGAGCAUCAUGUCUACUACCACCAAGGAAGAAGAAUCUGGAUCGCCCCCUGCUUCCAUCCAGCGACUGGAUAUUCCUGCCGCUGGCGACACCGCUGCCCUUGACGAUUCUGGCAAACCCACUCGCCGAAGAAAGACCGUCACCAAAACUCCUCACACAUUCGAGCUCGAGGCUGAUCUAACUCCUGUUAAACAAAAAGAACAGAUGCCUGCCUCUGCAGCAGAGCAGCCUCCACCCAAAUCGGACGUUCAAACGCCCGCACCCAAAAAGAAGAAACGAGUGUCGCAAGUCGCGCCUCCGGACGCCACGCCCAAUCCUACCGUCAUGGUCAAUUCAGUACCGUCCACUGAUGCUGCGACUCCCCUAUCAUCACCAAAAUCGCCUUCCUCCGUUGUGCCUGUAUCCACCUCGAACCAGGCCCCAGCUCCCUCAGCCACGACUUCUUCGUCUCUCAAACCAAAUGCCUCAUCAACAAUCGCGCCCGUAAACCCAUUCACGACACGAACUAAGAAAUCCCAGUCUAUGUCCUCUGUCCCUCAAGUCUUCGCGUCUAAUCCGUGCCGUUUUACACCGCCACCCCUGCCGAAAGAAUCCUUUCAUGGCAAAGUGAUCGUCCUCUCCAAUGGCGCCAGUCAAACAGGUCAGUCUCUGAUACGCCAAUUCCACACGGCUGGCUGUCGGGUGAUUUUUGGCGACACGAAUAGCGACCAGGCUCGCAAGUUUAUCUCCUCGCUUGGCCCGCCGCACGUAGUUCACUUCAACAAAUGCGACCUGACUAAGUACUCUGACAUGCUGGACCUGUUUAAGCUCGCGAUCACUAUGUAUGGACGUGUCGACCACGCCAUCUUCGGGGUGGGUGACGACGGGGGGCAAGCAUGCACCGUGGGUGCGGGCGAAAAGGGCUGGUUUGAAGAUCGCCCCGGGAUCAACAAGACGGCCAAGAUGGCUUACGACGAGGUAGCAACAGAGCCCACCGGUUUGGGAGAUAUCAUCACGGCGAGCAUUCGAUUUGCGCGAAUUGCACUGGCAUAUCUGAAAUAUUCGCCCAAGUCCAAGAGCAGCAGCAAGAAGGGCAUUGUGAAUCCUUAUUCGAGACCGCAGCCAGAAGCCCCUGCCUCGCCGGGUAUGAACGACCGCAGUCUGACCUUCCUCACGUCCGCGGCUGCGUUCAAGGAAACUCCGCAGCUGCCCAUUUAUCAAGUGACGCAGCAUUCGAUCCUGGGGCUCGUGCGCAGUCUCUGGACAAAUAUCGACCCGGACCCCGAGCGCGAUGGCGUGCGCAUCAACGCGGUCGUCACGAACGUCAUGGUGCCGCGCGCCGUCGCCCAGUCAGGCGGUCGGAGCAUGUCCGUGCAGCUCCCGCCCGAUCGGCCCGAGGACAUUGCGCGUGUGGUCGUCGGCGUGGUCGCCACGAACGCGUCCACGCCGGACAUUAACGGCGGAGACUCCUCGAGCGGGAGCGGCAUUGCCAGCGGCGGCGGCGUGUGGUACGAAAAAGGCCACGAGAGGGGAAUGCGCGAGAAGUACCUCCACGGCAGGGUCAUCUAUGCCGUGGGCACCGAGGGCUGGGACGUCCAAGAGGGCAUGAGCCGCAGUGAGGCCAUCUGGCUUGGUCAGAAGCCCGCCGAGGCUCUGAAUCGCAGCAUGGCUGGGUUGAGCCUGGACGGACAGAGUACGUGGAUCCUGGAUAUGGUCUGAUCCGAGAAGGUCCUGAGAGCGUAAGUAGUUGUUGUCAGAUCUGACAUUAGUGGCAGUGCUGUCCGUGCGUUUACUAGCUUUUGUUAGCUCGUCGUCUGGUUCUACAAGUGCCUCAAGAGAAACGGAACUACAUGGGAAAAGGCAUAGUGGUCUAUGCAAUAAAAGGUGGAUCGGUCCGGUUGCUAGCAUUACGAGUACCGUCUGAUUGCGAUGCGUUGCAUGUUCCCCAUCCACUUUCUGCGGGGACAUAUGGAUUGGAACAGAGUGCAUUAAGAAACGGCGAUCUAUCUCGUCGUUGGGUAACCUGCAUCUCCUCCAUCUCCCUCCAGAUGUAUAGCCCGUGAGCUGGCUUGCCGUCAGUCCAAUGCCUAGGGGGAGGGGCCAUUUAUCGACUCGAGCGCAACGACAUCCAGCCACGAACAAGCCAAC